Molecule: messenger RNA, 1852 nt
Organism: Trichomycterus rosablanca
Lineage: Eukaryota; Metazoa; Chordata; Actinopteri; Siluriformes; Trichomycteridae
Gene: slc52a3-2b
Product: solute carrier family 52, riboflavin transporter, member 3-B
Exons: 4
Coding region: 144-1508 (454 amino acids)
Biological process (GO): riboflavin transport
Cellular component (GO): plasma membrane
Molecular function (GO): riboflavin transmembrane transporter activity
Source: RefSeq, a predicted model, not a curated record
GUUGAAGCUUGUGCUGGCUGAUGAAAUUGGAAGCACUGUUUGAAUUGUGUUGAUUAAAAACACAAAUAGGCAGAAACAGCAUGAGAUGAGCUCUCGCUCUACCUGUUGAAUAAUCAAAAGCUAACAUCAUCAUCAUCUUCAUCAUGUCAGUGUUGACACAUCUGUUGGCAUGCCUCUUUGGCAUUGGUUCAUGGGUUGCCAUCAAUGGAAUGUGGGUGGAGCUUCCACUGAUUGUUCCUGAAAUUCCUGAGGGAUGGUACCUGCCCUCCUACCUUACUGUGAUCAUCCAGUUGGCUAACAUCAGUCCACUCUUCAUUACACUUAUGCACCGCUUCAAGCCAGGAGCUCUGGAUGAGCGGCCAGUCAUCUAUGCCAUUGUAUUGGUGGGUGUACUGGCCACAUUUCUUCUGGCGUUUUUCUGGACACACACACAAAAAAUAGGAGAAUCAGUACACAGUGUGGCUCUGCUUGCUCUUAGCUUCCUGCUGUCAGUGGUGGACUGCACCUCCUCUGUCACCUUUCUGCCUUUUAUGAUGAGACUCCAGCCUCAGUACCUCACCACCUACUUUGUUGGAGAGGGUCUGAGUGGCUUAAUUCCAGCUGUGGUUGCUCUGAUCCAGGGGGUUGGAGUGGUCCACUGCAAAAAUUCUACAGCGUAUGCAAAUUUUAGCAUGGAUAACUCAUCCUUGGUGUUCAGUGAUGAAUUAGAGGCACAUUAUCAACCAGCCAAUUUUUCAGUUAAGGUCUUCUUCAUAUUCCUAAGUGCCAUGAUGACAGUAUGUCUAAUUGCUUUCCUGAUGCUCAACCACCAUCCUGCUGUUGCACAUCAGCAUAAAUGUGAGUACCUUGAUAAUACUGUGCACAAAGAGAAGGCAGAUAUCAGCAUUGACAACCAGAACCAUCCUGCAGAGCAGAUACCCAUGCUGGAACACACAGAGGUUCUGGUUAGGGAACCUCGCAGCAGCUUUGGAAAAGGCACCUACAGCAGAUUUGAAGUGGUUUUCAUUUUUGUGGUUCUGGCCUGGGUCAAUGCAUUAACCAAUGCAGUCCUCCCCUCAGUACAGUCCUACUCCUGCCUGCCAUAUGGAAAUCGAGCAUAUCACUUGGCCACUGCUAUGGCUGCUGUAUCCAACCCUCUGGCUUGCUUCAUCGCUAUGUUUGUGCCAAUCAGGUCUCUGGUGCUUAUGGGAGUUCUUAUAGUGACUGGUACAGGGUUUGGGGCCUACAUCAUGGGCAUGGCAGCACUAAGCCCCUGUCCUUUACUGGUCUAUCAUAAUUUAGGUGCUGCACUUAUGGUCAUAACUUGGGUUAUAUUUGUCCUCACCCUGUCCUAUGUGAAGGUGAUCAUCGGGGUGAUCCUGCGAGAUGAAGGUCACAGUGCCCUUGUGUGGUGUGGUGCUGUGGUUCAACUUGGCUCUAUGCUAGGUGCCCUGUCAAUGUUCCCUUUAGUUAGUGUAUAUGGACUCUUCAAAUCAGGUGAUCCCUGUAACACUAAGUGCCCUAAUUGAUGAGUUUUUGUGCUGUACUAAUAGCAACGAGUAAAUGUAUUCCACUUCAUUCCUGUAGAUGAAGUAAACCAGUUUGUUUGUAUUAUACUGUAACACACUGUAGCCCAAGUGUUUUACUGUUGCAAAGUAUCCAAUGAAAUGUUACACAUGUACUGUGUAUUUCUUUUGCCUAAAUGUUUACAUUGUAUAAUAGGGUCUGAGAUACGCUUCUAGAGAACUUGUUACAAUUAGAAGGCAUCCAAAUGUUACAGAUUCCUGUAUCCAAAUUUGACUACUAUUUAAUGAAAAGUGCCUUUAUAGUAUGCUAUUUAAAUGUGUUGCUCAUUUGUGUUUCUUUUGAUAGU